AUGGGUGUCGGCCAAUCUAAAAGUGAUGAUCUUGCUGUAUUAGAUGAGAAUACCUAUGAGGUAUUAUCAAGAUAUACCAAGUUGAAACGUGAUGAUAUUCUUGCUUGGCAUGAACGUUUUACACAACAAUGUACUGGAAAUUUAAAAACAAUGAAUAAAGAACAAUUUUGUAAAUUUUACAAAGAACUUCGUCCUCAAGAAAAUGUGGAUCGACUAAGUGAGUGUGUAUUUCGUGCAUUUGAUUUGGACGGUGAUCAUGGUAUCAGCUUUACAGAAUUUUUAAUAGCUUAUAUUUCAACAACUGAAGCACCACUCGAACAAAAACUUCGUUAUGCAUUUAAUGUCUACGAUAUAGAUAAAAAUAGUUCAAUUGAUCGUGCUGAAAUUAUAUUGGUUUUACGUUCAAUGUUUGAAUUAUUGGGAAUGUCUGAUGCACCAGAGAAAUAUUCCUAUGAACAAUGUGCUGAUAAUAUAAUGAAAAAUCUCGAUUCAAACUCUGAUGAACGAAUAUCCAAGGAAGAAUUUAUUCAAGGAUUGAAAAAUGAUCCAUUUUUACAAAGUUUAAUGAAUCCAUUUCAACAUGUUUAA
Molecule: messenger RNA, 588 nt
Organism: Didymodactylos carnosus
Lineage: Eukaryota; Metazoa; Rotifera; Eurotatoria; Philodinida; Philodinidae
Source: the annotation of a GenBank genome assembly